Molecule: messenger RNA, 3450 nt
Organism: Talaromyces proteolyticus
Lineage: Eukaryota; Fungi; Ascomycota; Eurotiomycetes; Eurotiales; Trichocomaceae
Exons: 7
Coding region: 1-3450 (1149 amino acids)
Molecular function (GO): metal ion binding
Source: RefSeq, a predicted model, not a curated record
AUGGAGCAACCACCACAGCAGAGUAAUAAUGCGCAGGGCGUGCAUCAGUCCUCCGUAGGACAGGGCUCUAUUCCUGCUGAGUAUUGGGGUAAUAUUGAGGGCUUGUAUCCCGCAGUCGAUGCCCAGCAGUCACCGCAGCGGCAGCAACGACAACCCCACCAACAGCCUCAGCAGCAGCAAGGCCCGCAAGGCAUUACAUGGGACCAUCCCAUUUUCUCUCAAAGCAACCAGCAACAUCAGCAAUCACAAAUUACACAGCAGAGCGAGCAUGUGCAGGAUCUGUAUUCGGCAAAUCCGCAAUCAUGGAACCAGAACUCAUCAGCACCGCAACCUUCCAACAUUCCACAGGGUCAGGCCUACGGUCUUUCACAUCAGCAUCCCUAUCAGAUGCAGCAAUAUCCCCAAGAUCAGAUGUCCUACGAAUCCCCGUCAUUGAAUCAUAGUGAACUUGCUUAUCCUGCUUCGUACUCGCUUUCUGGCCAAUACUACCCCACGGCUGGAAUCCAGCCAACCGAUGUCUAUCCUCAAACCCAACAUCGGGCCAUCGCCCCCCGGCCUGCUUCUGCUCAACAGGCCCAAGUUCAGCCUGCGAGUAGACAAACAGCACAGACUCAUCAAUACAUCCUGCCGGCACCCGGCUAUGCAGAGAAUGUAAACCCAAACUUUAAUCAAUAUGCCGACACCGCUACGAACCUGAACUUCCAAAACACCAUUGAUCCACGCUUUCUGUCAGGAAUUCAAGCAGCAGCUAACCAGCCGCAACCCGGACAAGAUCAGUUUCUCUUUUAUAACCCUAAUGCUUCUUCCUACGACCGUCCGAAUGAUCCCAAGGCCUACCAAAUGUUCCCGGACAAUUUAGCCACUUUAAACCCUGAGCAACUCAAUGCUCGACAACACAUGCAUGCCUCGCAGUUUUCACAUCUGCCAGAACUAGCCCCCUACCCUAUGCCUACAAGCAUGCAAUUUCCUCCGGUGUCUGAAAAUCUCCAAGCGGCUCUGACUAAGGGAAAGACUGGGGCUAUAAAGAAGACAAAGAAAGUCCCCACAAAGGGGAUCAAGAAGGCUGCUGGGAAAUCGGUGUCAGACUCUGAGACUGACACUUCAGAUUCAGAGUUAGAAUUCGAAGAGCCAGAAGAACCCUCCCCUCUUCCACCCGUAAGGCCAGCAGAUGCGGACGGCGCUACUCAGUUUGACACUAUGAAAGCAGUGUGGUCGCCUCGCAAUAGGUACCCUAGUGCUGACAAGAUCAAAUCUUCCCUUGUAGCAUUCAAGGAUGUUGUGAAAGCUGUUAGAGAUGAAUGGAAGACUCAAAGCCAGGCAAUGAAAGACGCUGAAAAUCAAAAUAAUAACGAGAAAGCUGCAGAACUUAAAAAGAAGGUGAUCGAGCUUCGACAAACAAUGAACGUGGUCAUCAGCACAACACUAGACAAAGGCCACCCUAUCAUCAUUGAGAAACUAGGCGAACAUCCGAUGGCUGUGUCUGCAUUAUAUUCUUUUCUGCUCGAUCGUCAUCAGGCCUCUGACCACGAGGGCGUCUUGCUUGUAAAUAUUCUCAAGUUACUUGCGCGAUUUACUACGAUGGAUGAAGAGACUCUAUCCAAGACCAACGUUGCCAAACUGCUUCCAAGAAUUAUCAAAAAGGGCAUUCAGCCUGGCAAAGACCUUGCUCAGAAUAUCCUUGAGCACGCAGCCGCCUCGACCAAGCGAAAGCACGAGACGGCCAAUUCCCCUGCCAAAGACGGCACCCCUGAUAGAACGAACGAUUCGACUCGCGCAGACCUUGCCACGGGCACAAAGCGUCCUCGUGAUGGAGAGAGCAACGGGCUUCCUGCGACUAAGAAAGCAGCGGCUCCGUCUCUUGCGCGGGCUGCUGUGGGUGCGAAGGGGACCAGCACCAGCACAGCCAAAGGCACUGCCGACAAGACAGCUGCAGCAGCAGUAGCAGCUCGUCCCAAGGCCAGCAUUGUCCCGCCCAAACCAACCAGUCUCUUUGGCAGUCUUAACUCGGCAUCCAAGAAGCCUGGCACAUCCAAUGCUGCGCGGGCUGCGGCGGCGGCGGCGGCUGCCAAAGAAAAGCCCGGUGCGCCUUCCGACAAGAAAGAGUCACCUCCGCCUCCGCCACCACCGAAACCUGCAUUCUCCUUUGGAGACAUCCUGGCUGAUCUCAAUAAAAAAGAGGACACCAAGACGCCAAAGACGGCGGAGAACCGGCCGCCUGAGACCGAGGAAGCGCGCGAGAAACGGCUGCGCAAAGAGGCGCGUCGCAGACUGCGUGUCAGCUGGAAGCCUGAGGAUUCUCUCGUCCAAAUCCGUCUGUUCACGCACGACCCCGAAGAGGAAAUCGGCGCAGACGAUGACCUGAAGCGAGACGUGGGCGAUAUCAGGGGAGAAGGCCAGAUGUUGAAGCUGCAUAAAGAUCUGGAUGUGGAUGAUGACGAGGAGGUUGGUCCUCAGGAAGAGGAACUACGCCCAUGGACGAGCUUGAUUGCAAUCGAAAUGGAGAACCUGACCAACGAGGAUCAAUCCAAUAACUUUAUCAAGCGCGGCGGCACGAAGGAGCCAGAAAGUCCGGAGAAGGUGGCUCAAGAUAACCGCGAGGCAAACACUCUGAUGGUGUUCUACACGUCCCCGGCGGAUGUACCUCCUUCGCCUAAGGAACCAGCUGAGGUUGGUGAGGAAGAGAAGCCUUCGGAUGAGCAGGCAUUUGGUGAGCCGGAUGACAACGUUAAGGGUCGUUCUGCGCGAUAUUUUGCCAUGGUCAACCCUCCUCCCCCUCCCAAACCCGCAGCCACCACUCCAGCGCCGACAAAUGGUCCAAUUGACAUUGCAAAUCUUCUCAAAGUCAUUCAAAGUGCGCCUCAGCAGGCUCAAUCUACUCCUCCCCCGCAACCUGCACAACCCCAGACCGCACCUCUUUUAGAUCUUGAACGGACUUUUAGCAUGUUCCGUCAACCACAAGGGCAACAGCAACCCGUGCCACAAAUUCCACAAAUACCGCAAAUUCCUCAGCUGCCGCAAGCCGAUGCUCCUGCAAACCAGCCUAUUGACUUCCAAAAGAUCCUCGCAGUGCUCAAUGCCCAAAGACAAGCCGGCCAGCCGCAGCCAGCGCCAGCCAUUCCCAUACCCCAGUCGCAGCCAUCGAUCGUGCCCAAUCUCGCUGCAAUUGUGUCUCAGCUUGGUGGCAACAACGGAGCACAAUCUGCGGGCCAGCCUCCAUCGCAAUAUCCAGGCCUUUACGAAGAUCCCGAGCGCAAGCGUUUCCGCGAUAUGGGUCAUGGCUUCGAGAAUGGUCACCCGCAAGGCAAUGCUAAGCGUCCGAGGAUGUAUGUCGAUCCAGAAGCCAAGAAACAUCCGCGAGCUGGCUCCGUUGCGUGUCGCUUCUGGCGCGAGGGCAAAUGUCUGAAGGGUGAAGACUGCACCUUUCGCCACGAUCCUGCUGAUUUGGUCUAA